CCGGUUCAGUUACCGUCGAAAACGGCCGCCAACGUUUCAGUGUUAGCAGUUCCGUUGCGGGGUUGAGAUGCGUUUGUGCGCCACCCCCGAGAUGUGUACUAAGUGUGCGUACCGGUGCCGUCAUUAGGCUGGUUGCAUGCGACGAUUGAACUGAACACCUUGUAUCGGGCCUGGGCCAUCCAACCCGACCGAGAGGUCGAGGAUCUUUCGUGCACAGCUGUUUUGAUGCACACCCUCCGUUCAGGAAGUUUUACCGCGCUACGGCCCCAAAUUGACUCCACCACCGUUCCCGUUUUCCAUGUAUUUGUUUUGUCUGUUAAUAAAUUUUUAGUUUGUUUUUUGUUUAUGGUCGAUGUUUCCUUGAUGCUCACCACGUUGCCGGUACCGUGCGGACUAUUGUUGGUACAGUGAUUAAUUUUUUUUUUUGCGGUACUGGUGUCACGUCCGAAAUGGCACUCAAUCAUCUGCUUGGGAUUAUAUUGGUGGUAACGUGCGUGGCAUGUUAUUACAACAGCUGCUAUUGUGGUUUCGUUUUCGAUGACAUUAGUGCCAUUAAAGAAAACCGUGACUUAAGACCUCACACUCCUCUAGUUAAUAUUUUCUAUAAUGACUUUUGGGGCACUCCGAUGCACAAGGAGCAGAGCCAUAAGUCUUACCGACCUUUAUGCGUCCUGACUUUUCGCUGGAACUACAUGCUUGGCCAACUGGAACCGAUGGGAUAUCAUCUCGUGAAUAUGAUCCUCCAUUCGGUGGUCUGCCUCAUGUACUUCAGAAUGUGCUCGAUGUUCCUGCCGGAACUGGCAAGUUUUGUAUCGUCGAUGCUGUUCGCCGUUCAUCCCAUUCACACCGAAGCGGUAACCGGAGUUGUGGGCAGGGCCGAAACACUUUCAUCGGUGUUCUUUUUGGCCGCCUUCAUACUUUACAGCAAAGCAUCGAAGAGCAAAAAAUAUACAGGCUGGAAGCAUCUUAUAUUUUCCAUGAUAUCAAUAGCGACGGCGAUGCUGUGCAAGGAGCAAGGAAUUACAAUAGCGGGCGUUUGUGCAACAUAUGAAAUAUUUGUAUCGCAGAAGAUUCGCCUGCCGGAAUUGAGGCAAAUGCUUAAGGCGGCAACAACCCCCAAAUCGUCCUACCAAUUCCCGUGGUCGAACCGUGCCACCAAAAGACUCGUCAUUCUGGCCGCGACCACCGUAUCUUUAUUACUCGCCCGUCUCCACAUCAUGGGUUCCCAGCUGCCGGUGUUCACUCGCUUCGACAAUCCGGCCUCGGUCGCACCCACACCGACACGACAACUAACCUACCACUAUUUGGUCAGCGUCAAUCUUUGGCUGUUGAUCUUUCCGUGCGACCUGUGCUGCGACUGGACCAUGAGCACCGUACCACUGGUCGAGUCGUUCUUUGAUGUCAGGAAUUUGGGCACCAUCAUGACUUAUGCGUUUUUGUUCGGGAUCAUGUCGAAGGCUUUCACCACCGAGAAUCGGCAACAAAGCAUCGUUUUACUCAUGAGCACAGCCCUGAUGGUGUUCCCGUUCAUUCCCGCAUCGAAUUUAUUUUUCCCCGUUGGAUUUGUGAUAGCGGAGCGCGUGUUGUACAUGCCUUCAAUGGGAUUCUGCAUGUUAAUGGGCUACGGUUGGUAUGUACUGUACAAAAAGAUGAACAAAACCGUCGCUUUGACUGGGUUGAUGGUGCUGUUGGCGACGCACGCCGCCAAAACCUACACCAGAAACUGGGACUGGGAGAACGAAUACUCGAUUUUCAUGUCCGGCCUGAGGGUUAACCAGAGGAAUGCCAAACUGUUCAACAACGUGGGCCACGCGUUGGAGAGCCAGAACAGGUAUCAGGAGGCGUUGUUGUUCUUCAAGACGGCGGUGGACGUGCAGGAGGACGACAUAGGCGCCCACAUCAACGUCGGCAGGACCUACAACCAUUUGAAAAUGUUCAAGGAGGCGGAGGAGGCAUAUUUGAAGGCGAAGAGUCUUCUGCCGAAAGCCAAGCCUGGCGAAUCUUAUCAGGCCAGAAUUGCUCCGAAUCAUCUGAACGUCUUUUUGAAUUUGGCAAACUUAAUAUCGAAGAACUCUACGCGACUGGAGGAAGCAGACAUGCUUUACAGACAGGCGAUUAGCAUGAGAGCAGAUUACACUCAAGCCUACAUUAACAGAGGAGACAUAUUAAUAAAGUUGAAUAGGACGAAGGAAGCCCAAGAGGUUUACGAGAGGGCGUUGCUAUACGACAGCAACAACCCGGAUAUUUACUAUAACCUUGGAGUGGUGUUUUUGGAACAAGGCAAGGCAUCGCAAGCCCUGGCCUACUUGGACAAAGCCCUAGAAUUCGAUCCGGACCACGAGGCGGCCCUCUUGAACUCCGCCAUCUUGCUGCAAGAAUUCGGACGUCCGGAGCUGCGAAAAAUCGCCAGGGAACGUUUGUUGAAACUGCUCGACAAAGACCCGGAAAACGAACGGGUGCACUUCAACUUGGGAAUGCUGGCGAUGGACGAAAAGAACAUAGAAGAAGCGGAACAUUGGUUCAGGAGGGCGGUGCACUUGAAGGCCGACUUCAGAAGUGCCCUGUUCAAUUUGGCGCUGUUAUUGGCCGACGAUCAGCGACCCUUGCAGGCCGCACCUUUCCUCAAUCAGCUCGUCAAGUAUCAUCCUGACCAUGUCAAAGGUUUGAUACUGCUAGGGGAUAUUUAUAUCAACAGUAUCAAGGACCUCGACGCAGCGGAACAUGCUUAUCGAAGGAUUCUGGAACUGGACCCAGUGAACAUCCAAGGUUUGCAUAACCUGUGCGUCGUUCACGUGGAACGUGGAAAACUGCUCGAGGCUAGGGAAUGUCUGGAAAAGGCGCACGCCUUGGCCCCCGAGGAGGAUUACGUGUUGCGCCAUCUUCAGAUCGUUCAAAAUCGCAUUGCAAAAAUGCAGUUGAAUCCGCCCGAACAGGAUGUCGUAGAGAAAAGCAAAGUAGUGUCGAACAAAAGCGCCGAUAGCACUCAGAAAAAGUCGGAACCUGUUGUUUCCAGGGAUUCGGAGGAGCAACGUUACAGCAGCAGGGUGGUCAAUACUGAACCUCUGUUUGUCAACAACGUCGAAGAGGUCAGUUAUCCUGAGUAUUCGGUGGAGGAGACCAUAGGCAACGAUCAAAACACAAGCAAAUGGAACGAAAAGAGGCUUGGCAGUGAUAAUGAUGAUCCUUCGUCGGGGAUGUCUUAGCAGUAGGGUGUACAAUAAAUAUAGAUUUAAUUAUUGUAUAAGACUAAUAAGAUGUGUUGGACAACGUCUCAGGUACACAAGAAAUAGAUAGGGUAUUAUUUACUGGAUGUUUUUAUUUUUUUAUUAUUUUGUUUUCGUCAAUAUUUCUACGUUGACACAUUGAUAUAUUUUUUACAAUAAAUUUAAUCUUAGAUUUUUCAUCAAAGAACAUAUAUAUGAUAAAAAACAUUAAUUAAAAUGUUUUAUUGUUAAUAUUCUAUAUUUAAAUAACUGUCAAUAAGAAUUAUUUAUGAAAAGCAAAAAGAGCUCCCAGCAAAAAAUUUUAAUUAAAUUAAUAAAAUAUUAAUUCAAUAUUUUUAAAGAAACUGAAAUAUAACAGAAUUUAUUUAUUUGCUCCCACUUUUAUUACAUCCAAUAAAUGAUCUGAAAUUUCCGGACAAGCUAUAUAGUUCGGAGAUUUUAAAAUUGUAAUAUAAAUUCGACAUAACUUAUCUAUUUAUUGUGUCUAGCAUAGACUUGUCCCAUUAUAUUUCUAUCUAAGAACUUUUUUAUACGAGCCAUUAGGUGUAGUAUUCAUUCUGUGAUACUCAGAAUAAUUAUUUAAAUCUAUUUUUGUCCUAAAUUUUAAUUAAUAAAAACUACCCUUACAUUUUAUACACACUGCAUGCUGAACCCAACGUGACUUAAUGUUCACAACAAUCAUUUUUUAAUUUUUAAAAAUAAUUCUAUUCGAAACUUUGUACAUAUUGUAUGGUGAUGAGGAGGUAAUUUAGUUGAGUUUCCAGGACAAAGAUGACGUGUUAAAUAAGUCUUCCUAAAGUUGUCAAACCCUGAUAAAGAAACGAAACUGGUAUAAAUUCACGAUUUUAUUAUGUACGUAAUAAUUUAAUAUUCACCUGUCAUUUUUGACCUGGAAAUGAGAAUUUUUAUUUGUGAUCUGAUUGUGAUUCGAUUUUAGCAUUAAUUUUUUUUACAUUAUGUAUUAUUUUGCGUUCGUCAUGUUUAAAACAACUAUGGAUGAUGGAUGUACAAAUUUACGACUACAUGUAUGUCAAUAUAAUAUAAUUAUAGUGGAAUAAAUGUAAAUAAAUUUUUACAUGGGUCAUCAAAUUCUGUAAUGAUUUGGAAAUUGUCAAGCGUUUGGCAUAUCUCUGUAAUGUUGAUUAGUAAAUAUUGUGCUACUAAUAUAAUCAAUAAUAUAAAUGUAUUGGUGUAAGGCUUGUUAGCCAAAUAGUUUAGAUGUUUAUAUUUAUCCACGUGGCCAAAAUACAUAUUACAUACAUAGUUCUCUUUAGCACUUCAUAUUGGUUCUUGGAGUUAUGUUCAUAACUACAUGCUGUCGUGGAUGGAUUUCCUUUGAUUUUCUAUUAUGUAAAGGUGCCUUGGAAACUUUAAUUAAGGCAAAUGAUUUUGUAAAAUAGAAUAUAAAUAUUUUUCUAUGUUGUCAAACUGUUCAUAGAAUAUAUUUAGAUAUAAGUCUAUAAACAUGUAAAUCUAUUGUGAGAGGUAUAUUUAUCCUAUGACUGAG
Molecule: messenger RNA, 4731 nt
Organism: Aethina tumida (small hive beetle)
Lineage: Eukaryota; Metazoa; Arthropoda; Insecta; Coleoptera; Nitidulidae
Product: protein O-mannosyl-transferase Tmtc3-like
Exons: 9
Coding region: 450-3203 (917 amino acids)
Biological process (GO): protein O-linked glycosylation via mannose
Cellular component (GO): endoplasmic reticulum
Molecular function (GO): protein binding; mannosyltransferase activity
Source: RefSeq, a predicted model, not a curated record